AUGAAAUUUCAAUAUCUUUUGGCGUUCAUGGCCAUUGGUCUCUCCAUGGCCCAGAGAAGCAACAGACCCGGCGCCGACGGAUGUUCGAUGAUCUGUACUGCCGAUUUUAAACCUGUGUGCGCUAGAGGAAGAGAUGGAACUGUUAGGACCUUUGCAAACUCCUGCGAGCUAAGAACUGCCCGCUGUCAAGAGCCCGCUGCAGCCUUUUCUGUUCUUCGCGAAGGACAGUGCUAG
This is a messenger RNA of Microsporum canis CBS 113480, 234 nucleotides long. RefSeq lists its product as uncharacterized. Gene Ontology annotation, molecular function: protein binding. The record is from RefSeq and is a predicted model, not a curated record. The transcript has 2 exons. NCBI's taxonomy places the organism in Eukaryota, Fungi, Ascomycota, Eurotiomycetes, Onygenales, Arthrodermataceae. Bases 1 to 234 code for a protein of 77 amino acids.